Molecule: messenger RNA, 1462 nt
Organism: Nematolebias whitei (Rio pearlfish)
Lineage: Eukaryota; Metazoa; Chordata; Actinopteri; Cyprinodontiformes; Rivulidae
Exons: 1
Coding region: 209-754 (181 amino acids)
Source: RefSeq, a predicted model, not a curated record
AUGCGGUUAUGAAACGCAGCUGCGCCGGGGAGCCCCAAAUGAAGCGCGGCGGCUCCGACAUGAACUGAGGCGGGACACAAAGCACCUCCGAGCUCUUCAGACCUCCAGACCUGCCUCCAUCCGCUUCCUGCUUUUCUCUCGGACCGAGGAGAACCGACCUUUCAAGACGGAGGGGGUCGUGGAGCACCGCGGCAAAAACAGGGGCAACAUGCGCGAGCGGGACUUCAUGCCCAACAUGGAGAGAGGCAAACCUGCCACCUACACGGGGGACAAAAAGGCCAAAAUGGCUGCUAAGACGAACAAGAAGUGGGUGAGACUCGCCACUGUGUUUGCCUAUGUGCUGUCGGUGUCCUUAGCAGCCAUUAUCCUGGCUGUUUACUACAGCCUGAUCUGGAAACCCACCGGCGCAUCUUCCAAUUCAGCUGGGAAGCCCGUGGGGCCCGAAGGGGUCCCCCCCACCGCGAACAGCUCCACAGUCCCCUCCAACAGCUCAGUGUCAGAGUUGAACUCCACACAGAGCAGGAUGCUGUCCGUGAAGGGCUGGCUGAGCUCAACCCCGCACAAUCUGGCGUUUCAGUGGGACCAAGGGGUGGAGGGGGUCUCUGCGCGCGGUGCGGGCACGGAAGGUGCGCAGGAGGAAGGACUACACGCGCCUUCGUACGGUCACACGGAGAGAUCGGACACGUCUCCAAGCACCACGGAGUCUCCUGUUAUCCAGGAGGACGAGGAGGAGGAGGAGGAGGCUGCAUCCUAAAGCCUGAUCUGACCAGAGAGGAGGCUGAUCCCCUGAUCCUCUGACUUUAAGACUUACCCCCCCAUCCCAAAAUGGAGUGUUUUACAUUCUCAGUACCGCAGGUCGGAUAACACAAAGGUCUCUGCUUAAAAAUAAUAAUAAUUUGGGAAAAAAAAACUCCAUUUGCAGAGUCCACAGGAUGCUGGGGUGCACAUUUUAUGACCGAGGAAAGAGGAGCUAUUUUCUUCAGAGAUCACUGUUUUUCCUUCUCGUUUUAUUUAGAACAUCUGCCUUAAAAUCAGUUUGUGUCUACUUUGCCUCGGACACCUUUGAUAGCCUGCCUGCACAUCUGGAUAAAACUGGGUGAAGUCACGGGAGUUAGGGCCAAAAAUAAAGGUUGCGCAAGACCUAAAUAUGUCUCACACAUAUUACGCCACUGCCAUUUAUUAGCCGGUUCAGAUUCACACUGCUUUAUUUUAACAUAACGGAUCAAACUCCCAUUAGGGGAACCUGCAUUAUUAAUUUAUGCUCAGGUACAGUAUGUGCAUAUAACCAUGUAAAUGUUACGUGUAUUUGGUUAUGUACAUAUAAGACAGGCAUACAUAUUUUCGCCUUGAUUAACUUUUAGUGGAAUUAGGUGAUUUUUAUUCAUGUAUAACAGAUAUAACUAUAUCACAACAAACAAAUAAACAUCCUUAGAAAAUAAUCUUUAUUUCUAUGGUUUUAUAU